Molecule: messenger RNA, 1141 nt
Organism: Cicer arietinum (chickpea)
Lineage: Eukaryota; Viridiplantae; Streptophyta; Magnoliopsida; Fabales; Fabaceae
Product: proteasome subunit alpha type-5
Biological process (GO): proteasome-mediated ubiquitin-dependent protein catabolic process
Cellular component (GO): proteasome core complex; proteasome core complex, alpha-subunit complex
Source: RefSeq, a predicted model, not a curated record
CAAUAAUAAAAUAAAAUAAAAAGCAAAAGCCCACACAUAUUUCCUCACAACUAAACCACAGUGAAAGAAAGAGCAAACCCACCGAGCCAGUCAUCGUCCUUUAGUUAUUUCACCGAUUCGAAGAAUCCAACAUGUUUCUCACAAGGACUGAGUAUGACCGAGGAGUCAACACCUUUUCUCCCGAAGGCCGUUUGUUUCAGGUUGAAUAUGCAAUCGAAGCCAUCAAGCUUGGAUCAACCGCAAUUGGGUUGAAGACCAAAGAGGGCGUGGUUCUUGCUGUCGAAAAGCGUAUUACUUCACCUCUACUGGAGCCCAGCAGUGUAGAGAAAAUUAUGGAAAUUGAUGACCACAUAGGUUGUGCAAUGAGUGGAUUGAUUGCUGAUGCUCGUACACUUGUUGAGCAUGCACGAGUUGAAACUCAGAAUCAUAGGUUCUCUUACGGUGAACCGAUGACGGUUGAGUCCACAACUCAAGCUCUUUGUGACCUAGCCUUGCGCUUUGGUGAAGGUGAUGAAGAAUCCAUGUCUCGACCAUUUGGAGUGUCUCUUCUGAUUGCUGGUCAUGACGAGAAUGGACCUAGUCUAUACUACACUGAUCCUUCUGGCACAUUUUGGCAAUGCAAUGCAAAAGCUAUUGGCUCAGGAUCAGAAGGUGCUGACAGCUCUCUGCAAGAACAAUACAACAAGGACUUGACUCUUCAAGAAGCUGAGACUAUUGCUUUAUCCAUUCUGAAGCAAGUUAUGGAAGAGAAGGUCACUCCCAACAACGUUGACAUUGCCAGGGUGGCUCCAACAUACCAUCUUUAUACCCCUUCUGAGGUGGAAGCUGUGAUAAGUCGCCUAUGAUUUCCAUUUGCGUGAUUUGCUUCGAGCUUUCAUUUCCUAUUCCUCCUGCCUGUACGUCUAUUUAACUAGUGCUGUGCCUGAACUUUUUUGGUCGAUUAUUAUACAUGUAGUGCUGCUUUGUGGCCAAGUUGUACGCUAUACUAGAUUCUCCUGUCAGAUUUGCUGCCAUUCAGUCUAGUUGAAAUUGAGGACUAAAAUGCCGUUUCUGAUGUUUACUGAAAACACAUUAUAAUGUCUUUCAAGAGCCAUUCACAAGAUCGGUGCUAAUAUAUAUUUUUAAUUGUUUCUACUAUCAA